Molecule: messenger RNA, 927 nt
Organism: Copidosoma floridanum
Lineage: Eukaryota; Metazoa; Arthropoda; Insecta; Hymenoptera; Encyrtidae
Source: RefSeq, a predicted model, not a curated record
AUGUACUCGAACAUUUUGAGCGGUAUCGCUUCAGGCGGGCACUACACCAAUUGGGAGCACUUUUCGACAAUGCACCAAGCAUUUGGAAGCGACAGUGGUUCGACAUUACUGGAUGCAACGCCUAUAAGUGGUUCUGGAUUAACAGAGCUUCGUUACAAUACUACAGCCCCUUUGGCAAUGUCCAGUCCAGUAGAACUAAACUUAAUGGAGAACUUGACACAGCCAAACCCUAAUGUACCGCAUGGCACUGGUGUCUUGCCUGCCGAACCAUUACUGAACCCAUUAUCCACGUCGACUUCUACAGCUCAACUGUCUUCCAGCGAAGGAGUCCCAUUGUUGCCCCAAAAUUACGACAAUCCCAUUUUGCAGUCGGAAAUCUUGUCUAAAUCUAGUAAAUUGGUAACGGAAUCGUCUUCGGAUCCGCUGCCUACGUCUGCGACCACCCUUCUUCCUGCAAGUGCCACAUUGCCCAACACUACCGUAAUUCCUGCAACGUUGAACAUAAUGCCGACGGAGGCGAGCCAAGUGUCAAAUAAUACCCCUGACCUAUUGCCGACACUGCCCGCAGCUCCUAGUGUUCCCUUAGCCGGUGAUUUGCCGGGCGCAGUUCCCUUGUUAGAUCCACAAGUGUCAGCUUCCGUAGUCAACGAGUCUUCCAUCCAACAGUCCCUCAACAUGCUACAACUCAAUGAUAGUGCCAACCUUCCCUCAAACGUUUGGAUGAAGCCAGACGCGAUCUUCAGCGAGCCGCUUGUGAGACCGGCAUACCAAAUGACCCUUACCGAUCAAGCUGUCGCUGGUGCUGGAGAGUACGCCGCCAACUCCGGUCCUAUCGAGGAUCUCCUGAAGUGCACACCACCUGUGGGACUGUCGGCCAUUACCACGCAACCCGGUGUGAUGUCCGCGACAAACUCAACCCAUCGCUGA